ACCAAGGCCAAUUAACCAGAGAGAGCGACAGAGAUCGGCGCAAUGGAUUAUCAACCACAACCGCCGCCGUCUUCUGACCCUUCCCCGUCGCCGUCUGACCGUCCUCCGGGAAUCACAUCACCGGAGACGCCAUCUAACAAUCAGAACCACGAGAUUGAGGACAUAAUGGCUUGCGUCACGGCUUUGGAAGCAGCACUGCUGCCAUGUUUGCCCGCAAGAGAGCUUCAAGCCAUCGACCGCUCUCCUCAUCCUUCUCACCAAAUUGAUGUUGAACGUCACGCCAGAGAUUUCAUGGAAGCUGCUAAAAAGCUUCAGCUUUAUUUCAUGGGAUUGAAGCGAGAAAAUCACGCCCCCACAAGAGCUGAAAGUCUUAGGAAGGAGAUUGCAGUCAUGGAGGAAGAGCUCAAGACAAAAGAGGAGCUAAUAAAGAAGCACUCAAGGCUUAUCCAAGAAUCACAGAAGCUAGUGAAAGAACAGAUUGAGAAACACAGAGUGGAGCUGGAGAAAGUAUAAUUAACACAUCAAAGCAAAUGUUAAUUUGUUUCAGUAGUAUAUAGAUGCAACUCUCCUACUCAUUUAUUCAUCCAUUUAUGUCUUAUUUUACAUUGCAAGAGUAAUGCAGACAAAAGAAGUGAUUCCAUCUGCA
Molecule: messenger RNA, 646 nt
Organism: Brassica oleracea var. oleracea
Lineage: Eukaryota; Viridiplantae; Streptophyta; Magnoliopsida; Brassicales; Brassicaceae
Product: mediator of RNA polymerase II transcription subunit 28
Exons: 3
Coding region: 43-513 (156 amino acids)
Biological process (GO): regulation of DNA-templated transcription
Cellular component (GO): mediator complex
Source: RefSeq, a predicted model, not a curated record